Messenger RNA from Ruditapes philippinarum (Manila clam), 4312 nucleotides. RefSeq names its product protein suppressor of hairy wing-like. NCBI's taxonomy places the organism in Eukaryota, Metazoa, Mollusca, Bivalvia, Venerida, Veneridae. The coding region runs from base 161 to 1549 and encodes 462 amino acids. Gene Ontology annotation, cellular component: nucleus. Gene Ontology annotation, biological process: regulation of transcription by RNA polymerase II. The record is from RefSeq and is a predicted model, not a curated record. Gene Ontology annotation, molecular function: DNA-binding transcription factor activity, RNA polymerase II-specific; RNA polymerase II transcription regulatory region sequence-specific DNA binding. The transcript is spliced from 4 exons.
AUACCCCCAUUACCAUUCGGAAUAUCUCGUCAAAUAACGUGCUAACAGUGAAAAUUGAUGAAAUUGAAAUUUUAUGUUCCAGAAAAAAAUCCCCGAGGCGGUUUGAUAUUACUGGGAGAAAGAAAUAUACAGCAAACAUGAUUUUCAAAAGAUACACUAAAUGGUAAAUGCCACAUGGAAACAGUUGUAUAACUGUAACUUCGAGCCUCAUUUUAUUAAAGACUUGCUUGAAAGGAUGGUGACAUGUGAUAAUUGUGGGAAAGGCUUCAGUAAAAGAACAUACCUUAUACAACAUCUGAAAAUACACUCUGAUAGAAAGCCGUUCAGUUGUUCUGUGUGUUUCAAGAAGUUCCGGUACAAACAGACAUAUGAGGAACAUUUAGAACGACAUGCCAAAAAUAAAAAUGUACAAUGCGAUAUGUGUGGGAAAAGGUUUUACAACCAAAGAGAGCUUAAAGGUCACAGGAGCAAACAUGCAGCUAAAGGGGAAUAUUGGUGUGAAAUAUGCGACAUACACUUUGUGGAGGAAGGGUCCCUACAAGCACAUUAUCACAGAUUACAUGUGUCUUACAAUUGCUUGUUUUGUAGUGAGAAAUUCUCUAAUAAAAAGUGUCUGAGACAGCAUACAUACAGGAUACAUAAAGAGGAAACUAAAGUGAACAAAGAACUGGCAAAAACCAAGAAAAUGAAUUGUUCAAUUUGUGCAAGGACACUGUGUAAUAAAUGGCGGCUAGAGUCUCACCUGAUUAAAAAACAUAAUAUCCAUAAAACUACUAUCACAGAAAAAGGGUACAUACAUUUUAAGAGAAGAAAAUUCUUGAAACACAAUUCAGAUAUAGAUUGUGUAAGUGAAAAUGUAAAGAAAAGAGAAAACCACCUUGUUGAAACUGAAAAAUCUUCAAAUGAAGAAUGUUCUAUGAUAGAUUCUUCAGAGCUUUCAGUUGUUACAUCAGAUGAUACUGAUGAAAAAAGUGACCAUUCUUACAUAGAUAAUGAAGUAACUGUUACCAAUACUUUGGAUGAAAGGAAUGAAACAACUUCAACGAGUGGGCAUUUUAUUAAAAUGCAAAGGGAUGAUAUCUUUAGUGAUACUUGUGACGCGCGGAUGUAUUCUUUGGAGAAUAAACAAGACAAAAGUUAUUACAACAAAGAUGUUACAAGGCAAGACAGAAGUCCUUCUUCAGCAAAUAAAGUUACAAAUUCAGAUAAUAUCAGACAAAAUGUAAGUCCUCAGCAUGGUGUGAAUUUUAAGAACAGUUCAGAAUGCGAGUCAGAGAGACAAUGCAGGAUAGAUAUAAUAGAGGCGGACCAACUCAUAGAAUCAAAUACAAUGGAGUCUCUUGAGUUACUUCAACAUGAGUUUGAUGAUGUUGGGGCAGAGGAUGAUGUAGAAGAUAGUGUCCAGGAUGAUGUCAAUAUUGCCGGAUGUCACAUUCGUCCAAGUUCAGCUGCAUUACAAGAAUAUUUUAUGAGGUAUAGUCAGAAAGUUGAAAGCAGAGAUAAAAGGUCUUUUUAUGUGAUAAAUGAUAGAUGUGUGAAAAAUAACUGAUAAAGACAGAUUUGUGGGAACUUGAAUGCAACUCUUUCAAAUUUGAAGGGAAAAGGAACAAUAAGAUUUCAAAAUGAAGCAGUCUUUUUUUGAGAUUCUCUAGAACAAUGUUUUAUUUACAUGAAAGGAUUAGAAUAUGUAUUUAUGUGAUUGAUGUUCUAGUGAAAUGUAUUGUCUGCUGGUAUAAGUUUGAUGACCUGGAGGCAUAAAGCUGGCAGCCUUGUGGCAUAAAGUAAGUUUAAUUUUUAACAAGCUCAAAACAUAGUCAAACAGAUGAUCACACAUUAUCAAAUAUGAGUAUUUAUUUACACAUUUAGACAAGACAGACAUUAAUGUUAAAAUCUUACACGAGUACUAUAUAUAGUAAUAUCCAUGUAUGCAUGUAUAAGUAAUUCCUACAUAAGUUUCUUUAAGCAUGCACAUGUACUAUGGAUAAUUCUUUCCCUACUUCCUGCUGUGGAUUCUCUUGGACUUAAUCUAUUGUAAGGACUCUUCUUCUGUCUGUUGUAAUUUUUCUCUGCAGACUUGGACAAAUGAUUAAUGGGUCAGACAUUAAAGGAUUGCUGGCCAUGUGGAUUAAAAUUUGUGGGUUCAAACCCUGUCUUAAAGGGCAAACCAUUGUUUCAGUGAACAAGAAAUAUGACACGUACUGCUAAGUACUGGUUGGUUCCAGGAACAGAUCCGAGAUUGUUUCAAAAAGUUCUUAACUUCGAUCACAAUCGAACUAAAAUAGUUAGAUAUAUUCUUGAAAUUUAUUUUCUAAAUGUUAAUACUAUUGUCACUGAGCAUAUUUCAUUUAUCUGACUACAAUUAUAAUUGGUCUAAAAGAUCUGCUGUUAAUAGUAGACAUGGUUUCCUGACAUGUAUCCAUUAUGAUUCUGACAGACCUGUUAACGUUGACAAGGAAUAUGAUUAUGAGACAUUAAAACACAUGGUCAGACUCAAACGAUUGUACUAUUGCAAGUGUUGUUUUUAGGCUUUGCGCACUGCAUAUGGUGUUAUGUCUAUGACUGUACGCCUAACAGAUGGUGUUGUACCUAUGAACACUGUAGAUGAUGAAGUGGCUAUGGUUUGUAGUACUGAAGAUGGUAUUGUCGCUUCAGCUGUGGUAGUUUUGUCACUUCAGUUUGUACUCUGCCUGUGACUGAUUCUGAUACUCGGUCAUUGAACUGGUUCAUUAAGGGCAUGAAUCACUUUGAUGUUUAUAUUGAGGAGCUUUCCUGGCACUGCCUAGUACUCAUUGUUUCUGGUGUUCUAUUUUUGCUGAAGCUGAUACAAAUGAGGACUUUUUAUUAACUUGGCCCUACCUCAAGUGUUUUCUUGACAUUUUUAUCUGUCUAUACUCUGCCUUUUCAGAGAUUGUUUUCCCCACCUUAAUUCAAAGGAGACAUUUUAAUCAUUAUCAUUGCUGCAUUAAGACUUUUGAUGUCCAGCAUCUCCUUCUUUGCCUUUGCUCAUUUUUGUAAAGCUCCUCUUUUUUUCUUUUGUAUAUUAAGUAUGUUAAAGUUAUGUCUACCACCAAUCAAUUAUUAAUUUUUUUCUUACAUUAAAGAUCCUUAUGUUAUAAUAACGCUUGAUUUUAUCAAUGAUUGAGAUGGCCCAUUAAGGGCAUGAAUCACUUUGAUGUUUAUAUUGAGGAGCUUUCCUGGCACUGCCUAGUACUCAUUGUUUUUGGUGUUCUUUUUUGACUGAAGCUGAUACAAAUGAGGACCCUACUUUUAACUUGGCCCUACCUCAAGUUGGAGGUUUUCUUGACAUUUUUAUCUGUCUGUACCUUCGCCUUUUCAGAGAUUGUUUUCCCCACCUUAAUUCAAAGGAGACAUUUUAAUCAUUAUCUUUGCUGCAUUAAGACUUUUGAUGUCCAGCAUCUCCUUCUUUGCCUUUGCUCAAAUUUGUAAAGCUCCUCUUUUUUUCUUUUUUAUAUUAAGUAUGUUAAAGUUAUAUCUACCACCAAUCAAUUAUUUUUUUUACAUUGAAGAUCCUUAUGUUAUAAUAACGCUUGAUUUUAUCAAUGAUUGAGCUGGUCCAUUAAGGGCAUGAAUCAUUGUGAUGUUUAUAUGGAGGAGCUUUCCUGGCACUGACUAGUACUCAUUGGUUCUGAUGUUCUUCGCUAUGAAAGCUUUUAAAAAAGCAGUUACAGGACCAGAAAUAUGAGCCGCAACUUGCGGUCCCAUUCUUGAGUUCCUGUGCAUUCAAAUAUUAAAACAAAGGAAAGGUAUAUUUUAACUGUUACCUCAAAUAUUUUCACAACUCUAAACCAACCUACAUAAUUUUCUUCGUCAAUCCUUUCAAUUGUUAAAAUGAUAUUUGGAUAGAAUAUGAUGGCAAACUUCUACGUAUGGCAAUAGAAAGACCACUAUUUCUCCCACUUUUUUCUUCAAUAUUAUAUUAAGAUAUAAUACUUCUUUUUUAUAAAAAAAUCCCUAAAUCUAUCUGUAAAGACGACUAAAUAUGAAUUUCGAACAUAUUCUAAAAGAGAACACCCCCACUUGCCCCUCACCGCUGUGGGUUCGAAUCCCGACAGGGACUUUGGAUUCUUUCAUGUGAGGUAGCUAUCCAGUUAGCUUACGGAACGUCGGUGGUUCUACUCAGGUGCCCGUUCGUGCCUGAAAUAAUGCACAGAAGGGCAACUGAGGUCUUCCUCCACCAGUAAAGCUGGAACGUCACGAUAUGACCUAUACUGUGUCGAUGUGACAUAAAACCAAAAAAAAAAAGAAUAAAAAAGAGAACACCAAGUAUGCCCUUUUGUCCGUUCCCCCCCCC